AUGGGCGGACAACGACCCGAGCUUACGGGCCCUCCUGAGCUUUUUUAUAGUGAGGCUGAAGCAAAAAAGUACUCGCAGUCUUCAAGAUAUGCCAAAAUCCAGAGAGAACUUGCCUUUCGCGCAUACGAGUUACUAGCCUUGCCCUCGUUGGAUGGCAAUGACCAGGAGGAAGACGAGCCUCGCUCUCUAUUUAAUCCAAAGCCAUGCAUCCCCUCGCUUUUACUGGAUAUUGGAGUUGGAUCUGGAAUGUGUGCCUCUGUUCUUGGGGAAAAUAACCAUGCAUGGAUUGGUUUGGACAUUUCUGUACCGAUGCUUCACGGCUCUGAAAAUAAUUAUAGCGAUGCUAGUGACUGUAGCGAUGACAGCUAUGACAAAGAGUCCGAUAACCAGCACCAGAAUGGUGAUUUGGUUUUAGGAGACAUGGGCGAUGGUCUUGGCUUUAGAGCCGGAUCCUUUGAUGGCGCCAUCUCUGUAUCUGCCCUUCAAUGGCUUUGCAAUGCCGACACAAGGGAGGCAAGCCCAAAACUCCGUUUACGUCGCUUAUUUUCUUCGCUGUACUCUACGUUGAGAAUUGGCGCGAGGGCUGUGUUUCAAUUUUAUCCAGAAAACGCUGCCCAAAUUGAAAUGAUCCUAAAUGUGGCUUUAAAGGUAGGCUUCAACGGCGGCAUGGUGGUGGACUUCCCAAAUGCACCCCGCAGAAAGAAAUAUUUUCUCGUCCUGAUUGUGGGGCAAGCCUCGCUUCCCAAAGGAAAGGAUGACACGCCGCUCAGGCAGAUUCGGCAUAGGCGAAAAAAGAACCUCAAAGACAAGGCAUGGGUCCUUCGCAAAAAGGACCUUCGCCGAAAGCGGGGAUUUGAAGAUGUGCCGCAAGAUACCAAAUACACUGCUAGGAAAAGAGGCCCUCGCUUUUAA
Mitosporidium daphniae is the source of this 912-nucleotide messenger RNA. RefSeq lists its product as uncharacterized. Gene Ontology annotation, biological process: rRNA (guanine-N7)-methylation. The coding region runs from base 1 to 912 and encodes 303 amino acids. The transcript has 2 exons. Gene Ontology annotation, molecular function: rRNA (guanine) methyltransferase activity. NCBI's taxonomy places the organism in Eukaryota, Fungi, Microsporidia. Gene Ontology annotation, cellular component: nucleolus. The record is from RefSeq and is a predicted model, not a curated record.